UUUGUGACCAAGAGAAAAAGCCCAAUCUAGUUGCUAAAACCCUUGUGAGUUUUUGCAUCUAUGUCACUGCGCUUAAACCUAACUAAAACGCCACCGUCGUCGCUCUCACUCAGCCACCACCGUCACCUUCAAUUCCAAGUUCUCCAUUAACGAGAUUGGGUUGUGAAAGAUGAGUUUGAUAUCCCAAAAUGCUCGCCCUAAAAAUGAGGUCAAUAAGAGCAAUAAAGAGGCUGAAGGCGACGUUGAGAAUAACGAAACCCUGAAAGUGAAGAAGAGGAAGAAGCGAGACGGCGAGGUGGAACAAUUGGCAAAGGAACAAGUGAAGGAGAUGAAGAAACUUGAGAACUUUUUGUUUGGUUCUCUCUAUUCCCCUCCUGAGUUUGGAAAGGAGGAUGAUGAGAUGGAGCCUGUGAAUGCUUCUGAAAAGUUUUCGGAUUUGUUCUUCACUGACCGUUCUGCAAACAAUGUUCUUUCUGUUUAUCGGGAGGAAGAUGAGGACUUGUCUGAGGAAAGUCACAGUCAUGAUGAUGAUCUCGCUUUGCAAAGGAAACCGGUGUGGGUGGAUGACGAAGAAGAAAAUGCCACUGUGAACAUAGCCAAGGUUAACAGAUUAAGGAAAUUGAGGAAGGGAGAGGAUGAGGAUGUGAUCUCGGGUUCAGAGUACGUGUCAAGAUUGAGGGCUCAGCAUGUUAAGCUCAAUCCAGGAACUGAAUGGGCGCAAGUUGAUAAGAUGGAUAGAUUUUCUGAUGAUGUGUCGACGGAUGAUGAAAAUGAAGCUGUUGUGAGCCAUGGUUGCGAGGAUGUGGAUGAUAUUCUCAGGACAAAUGAAGACCUGGUUGUGAAGAGUGGUGCAAAGUUAUUGCCGGGACAUCUUGAAUACUCGAGGCUUGUGGAUGCGAAUAUUCAGGAUCCUGCUAAUGGUCCCAUAAGUUCAGUUCAGUUCCAUCGGAAUGCGCAGCUGCUUCUUGCAGCUGGAUUGGACCGGAAGCUUAGGUUUUUUCAAAUAGAUGGCAAGAGGAACACCAAAAUUCAGAGCAUCUUCCUUGAAGAUUGCCCCAUUCGAAAAGCAUCUUUCUUGCCAGAUGGGUCUCAGGUUAUAUUAUCUGGAAGGAGAAAGUUCUUUUAUAGUUUUGAUUUAGUUAAGGCUACAGUUGAUAGAAUAGGUCCUCUGGUUGGUAGGGAAGAGAAGAGUUUGGAGGCUUUUGAGGUGUCUCCUGAUUCUCAAAUGAUAGCAUUUACAGGUAAUGAAGGGUAUAUUUUAUUGGUUUCAACAAAAACAAAGCAAUUGGUUGGUACUCUGAAGAUGAAUGGAACAAUCCGUUCCUUGGCUUUUGCUGAGGAUGGACAGCAGUUGUUGAGUGGCGGUGGUGAUGGCCAGGUUUACCACUGGGAUCUGAGAACAAUGACUUGCAUGCAUAAAGGUGUAGAUGAAGGUUGCAUAAAUGGCACAGCUCUUUGUACUUCACCAGGUGGAACUCAUUUUGCAGCUGGUUCAGACAGUGGAAUUGUGAAUAUUUACAAUAGAGAGGAAUUUCUUGGGGGCAAGAGAAAGCCUGUCAAGACUAUAGAGAAUUUGACUACGAAGGUAGAUUAUAUGAAAUUUAAUCAUGACUCCCAAAUAUUAGCAAUUUGUUCAAGCUUGAAGAAGAGCAGCUUAAAAUUAAUACAUAUCCCAUCGUAUUCUGUGUUCUCCAACUGGCCACCAUCAAACACAACCCUGCAUUAUCCUCGCUGUAUUGAUUUUAGUCCAGGUGGUGGUUUCAUGGCUGUGGGAAACGCUUCAGGCAAAGUGUUACUGUAUAAGUUGCACCAUUACCAGCAUGCCUAAGGCAGAUUUGAAAUACUGGCAGGUUUCGAGAGUUUUGUUGUAUUUUUUUUUGUUGGAAAGUUGAGACUUUGUAUUUUAACAUUAAUUAAUGAAGCUUCAUGAGCUUCCUCUUAAAAAGUUAGAAGUAAUUCAGCUUCAUAUUUUUAAUCGUCAA
Molecule: messenger RNA, 1982 nt
Organism: Cajanus cajan (pigeon pea)
Lineage: Eukaryota; Viridiplantae; Streptophyta; Magnoliopsida; Fabales; Fabaceae
Product: Transducin/WD40 repeat-like superfamily protein
Biological process (GO): rRNA processing
Cellular component (GO): Pwp2p-containing subcomplex of 90S preribosome; small-subunit processome
Molecular function (GO): protein binding
Source: RefSeq, a predicted model, not a curated record